Paecilomyces variotii is the source of this 327-nucleotide messenger RNA. Its product is annotated as putative mitochondrial genome maintenance protein Mgr2. Bases 1 to 327 code for a protein of 108 amino acids. Gene Ontology annotation, biological process: protein import into mitochondrial matrix; protein insertion into mitochondrial inner membrane. The transcript has 5 exons. The record is from RefSeq and is a predicted model, not a curated record. Gene Ontology annotation, cellular component: TIM23 mitochondrial import inner membrane translocase complex. NCBI's taxonomy places the organism in Eukaryota, Fungi, Ascomycota, Eurotiomycetes, Eurotiales, Thermoascaceae.
AUGUCUAUCGUGGCAGCUCCUGCUCCGGGCCGCGGCCCCUCCACCAUUGACAAGAUGAAAAUGGGUGCCUUGAUGGGCGGAUCUGUUGGCGCAAUCAUGGGCUUUAUUGUUGGAACCGUCACCAUUUUCCAAUACGGAGCUGGACCCAACGGUGUUAUGCGCACGCUGGGCAAGUACAUGCUUGGCUCAGGUGCAACCUUCGGUCUCUUUAUGUCCAUUGGCAGCGUUAUCCGAAACGAAGGACCACACAACGACGCCUGGCUCCGCGCUCGUGGCCCCCCAAUGAUGCUUCCUCGGCAGUACCCGAUUCGGCGAUCCAGUCAAUAA